Salpingoeca rosetta is the source of this 1415-nucleotide messenger RNA. RefSeq names its product NADH:flavin oxidoreductase. The record is from RefSeq and is a predicted model, not a curated record. Lineage: Eukaryota; Choanoflagellata; Craspedida; Salpingoecidae. Bases 117 to 1226 code for a protein of 369 amino acids. The transcript is spliced from 6 exons. Gene Ontology annotation, molecular function: oxidoreductase activity; FMN binding.
UGGUGUCUCAACCUCACUCGUGUUCAUUUUCCGCGACCGCCACCAGCUACCUACUAGCCAACAGCACCCACACACCAAGCAAGAAGAAGCAAAUCAAAAGGGACCAAUCAGCCAAUAUGAGCAAGUACCCAAACCUGCUGAAGCCCCUCACCCUCGGCGGUGUUGAGCUGAAGAACCGCGUGUUCAUGGCGCCCAUGACGCGUGGACGCGGGCCCGGCCAGAUUGCCAACGAGGAGGUUGCCAAGUACUACGCCCAGCGCGCAUCUGCCGGCCUCAUCAUCACAGAGGGCGUCCACCCAUCCAAGCAGGGCGUUGGCUGGCUCAAUGUCCCAGCCAUCUUCACCGACGAGCAGGAGGAGGCCUGGAAGCCUGUCGUUGAGGCUGUGCACGCCAAGGGUGGCCGCAUCUUCAUGCAGCUGUGGCACCAAGGGCGUCAGGCACACUCCGACUUCCACGACCUGCAGCCUGUGUCUGCAUCUGACGUCGAGAUUGAGAACUCUGACGGUCUGUACACAUCAAAGGGCAAGGUUCCUUACGAGAAGCCCCGCCCUCUCACUCUCGACGAGAUCAAGGAGACCAUCGAGGACUACCGCAAGGCUGCUGAGCGGGCUGCUGCCGCCGGGUUUGAUGGCGUUGAGAUCCAUGCGGCCAACGGCUAUCUCCCCGACCAGUUCCUGCAGUCCAAGACCAACAAGCGCACAGACCAGUAUGGCGGCUCCAUCGAGAACCGCUACCGCUUCCUUGACGAGAUCACAGAGGCCGUCCUCACGGUCCUGCCCAAGGAGAAGGUUGGCGUGCGCCUUUCCCCCAACGGCACCUUUGGUGAUAUGGGUUCCCCCGAGUACCGCGAGCUCUACCUCUACGUCGCAACGGAGCUUGGCAAGAAGAAGCUUGCGUACGUGCAUGUGAUGGACGGUCUUGGCUUUGGCUUCCACGAGCUGGGCGAGCCAAUGACGCUCAAGGAGUUCCGGGAGGUGCUGCCCAAGGAGACGGUGCUCAUUGGCAACGUCGGCUAUACGGCCGAGACGGCGGAGAAGGCCAUUGCCAACGGCGACGCGGACGCUAUUGCGUUUGGCCGGCCCUUCAUCCCGAACCCGGACCUUGUUGAGCGGUUUGCAAACGACUGGCCGCUUGCCGAGCCAGCGGCGCCGCCAACGUGGUUUGCGCUCGACCCAGAGAAGCCCCUCAGCGCCAACUACACCGACUACCCUGCCUACCAGCAGUAGGCGCCGCGUCUUGCGCGUGUGCCCUGUCGGUGCACGACCUAUUUGUUUGAUGGAAGGAUCGUUUCUAAUCUAGUUUGCCCUUUUCUGCUGCUGUGGUGUGCCGGUGCGUGUGCGUGAGCGUGUCACGCGUGUCCUUGCUCGUUGUCUCUUUCUUUCCCGUUGUCGCGAGUACACACCAACGCCACCAUA